Messenger RNA from Trichophyton benhamiae CBS 112371, 411 nucleotides. RefSeq lists its product as uncharacterized. The record is from RefSeq and is a predicted model, not a curated record. The transcript has a single exon. The coding region runs from base 1 to 411 and encodes 136 amino acids. Lineage: Eukaryota; Fungi; Ascomycota; Eurotiomycetes; Onygenales; Arthrodermataceae.
AUGAGGCGGAACAGCAUCGUCCCAAUCCGUUCGCCUUGCCGACGAAUUCACUUGCUGUUUGCGUUCCUAGUGACAACCGUCAUCUACUUUUGCAUCAUACAUCUGGCUCCAUCUUCGAUUCCCCUAAAAGUUGAGUCGUUUUCGGCCAGGCCUGAUGGUGGUAGCGGCCGUGAUUCCAACAACCAGGGCCAUGAGAAUGGAUCGAGCGGUGCAGAACCGUCGAUUCCGCCGGCCAAGCAUGACGAUAACAUUGUUGAAAUGGUGGUGGCCAGCAUGAAGCGGGAGAAUGUUACAUGGUUGCACAAGUACCUGCCGCAGUGGAAGAAGAACAUAGACGUCGUGGAUGACCCCGAGGCUGAGCUAACCGUCCCCGCAAACAAAGGGCGGGAAGCCAUGGUGUUCCUAACGUGA